Molecule: messenger RNA, 1179 nt
Organism: Diachasma alloeum
Lineage: Eukaryota; Metazoa; Arthropoda; Insecta; Hymenoptera; Braconidae
Exons: 2
Coding region: 1-1179 (392 amino acids)
Source: RefSeq, a predicted model, not a curated record
AUGGAGGACAUCUUGAAGAUUCAAAAAUCUAUCAUCUUCGAUGAGUCAGUUUCUCACUAUGAGAUGCAUACCCAUCAACCCUUUGCUUCAUCAAGCUACGGUAAUAAUGAUGUAAUUUCAAUUACUGUGCAACAUCAAGAUUUAUGUUUAUUGCCCAGUAAGAGUCAUCUGCAUAUUAAUGGUCGAUUAACCAAAGAUAAUGGAACAACACCAGCCGAGAGAACAAGACUCGUGAGUAACGCUAUCUGUCAUCUGUUUGAGGAAGUGCGAUAUGAGCUCAAUGGUGUAGAGAUUGAUCGAGCGAAAAAUAAUGCAGGUUGGCUCAAGAAUGAUAGUAUGGAUAGUAAUGAGAAAAUCACUGAUAAUGCAGGAUAUUUCGACAUCUCUAUACCAUUAAGUCUUCUACUUGGCUUCGCUGAAGAUUAUCAGAAGAUUGUUGUGAAUGCAAAACAUGAACUCAUUAUUACGAGAUCGAAAACAGACAUCAGUGCAGUACUUCAGAGAGCUGUCAAUCAACAAAACCCAGAGGAGAAAUGGAAGAUCAACCUUCAAAAGAUUGAGUGGUUGAUCCCCUAUGUUAAAGUGUCGGACGAGCGCAAGGUGAAGCUGCUCAAUUUCAUCGCAAAAGACACACCCAUUACAAUGGGCUUUCGUACAUGGGAAUUGUAUGAGUAUCCUCUUCUCCCAGCAACCUCGAAGCAUGUUUGGGUUGUGAAGACAUCAUCUCAAUUGGAGAAACCAAGAUACGUUAUUCUUGGAUUCCAAACGAGUCGUAAAAACAUUCAGACAGCCAAUGCGAGCCACUUCGAUCAUUGCAGUAUCAGAGAUGUGAAGCUUUUCCUCAACUCAGAGAGCUACCCAUAUGGCAAUUUGAAUUUGGAUAUUGCCUUCAAUCAGUAUUCAACACUAUACGACAUGUACAUGAACUUUCAGGAGUCUUACUACGGAAAGGAAGCUGAGCCGUUAUUGAAUAGAGAGAAAUUUCUAACAGACGCACCAUUAAUUGUAAUCGAUUGUUCCAAGCAGAAUGAGUAUUUGAAAACCGGACCAGUUGAUAUUCGUCUGGAAUUUGAAUCAUCAUUUCCUUUUGCACCCAACACAUCAGCGUACUGUCUCAUCCUCCAUGAUCGAAUUGUUGAAUACAAUCCUAUGAGUGGAGGAGUUAAGAAACUAAUGUAA